UCAGGAAGCGCCGCGCACUGUGCUUUCGUGUGUGUUGUACCGGGUGUUUCGGUGCGGUGAGGAAAUUGACUUGGUUGAUUUUGUGGGGAUACUUGGUAGGGGCUGCAGGCUAACAGCAGCAGGAUUACUCAGUACUACGUCCCAGCCAGGAAGACGCGAUCAUCGUUAAAACAUGUCUCUGGCGGAUGAGCUGCUGGCUGACCUGGAGGAAGCGGCCGGGGAGGAAGACGAUAACCUAAUAGAUGAAGAUGACUUGGAAACAAUUGAAGAGGUGCAGGAGGAGAUGCAAGUGGACAUGAAUGCUGAGUCGGUAAAAAGUAUAGCCAAGCUAUGGGAUAGUAGACAGUUUUCAGAAAUAUUGGAGAAGAUAGAGGCUUAUGUCAAAAAGCAACCAAAUGCUGAAGUAAUGGGACCGGUGGAAGCUGCCCCGGAAUACAAAGUCAUAGUUGAUGCAAACAAUCUGACUGUAGAGAUUGAGAAUGAACUUAAUAUUAUUCACAAAUUUAUCCGGGACAAAUAUUCCAAGAGAUUUCCAGAGUUGGAGUCCCUGGUUCCAAAUGCUUUGGACUACAUCAGGACAGUAAAGGAGCUCGGGAACAGCCUGGACAAAUGCAAAAACAAUGAGAUUCUGCAGCAGAUCCUCACCAACGCCACUAUAAUGGUUGUGAGUGUGACCGCUUCCACCACACAAGGGCAGCAACUGACAGACGAAGAGCUGGAGCGCAUCGAGGAAGCUUGCAAUAUGGCGUUGGAGCUGAACCAGUCCAAGCACAGAAUCUAUGAGUAUGUCGAGUCACGCAUGUCAUUCAUUGCUCCAAACCUCUCCAUCAUUGUGGGGGCUUCCACCGCAGCCAAAAUAAUGGGUAUUGCCGGCGGUCUGACAAAUCUCUCUAAAAUGCCAGCCUGUAACGUCAUGCUGCUGGGGGCGCAAAGAAAGACCUUGUCUGGCUUUUCUAGUACAUCGGUGCUUCCCCAUACUGGGUAUAUCUACCAUAGCGACAUAGUACAGUCCCUGCCCUCGGACUUGCAUCGAAAGGCAGCACGACUUGUAUCUGCAAAAUGCACACUAGCGGCACGUGUUGAUAGUUUUCACGAGAGUUCGGAAGGAAAGGUUGGUUAUGACCUAAAAGAAGAGAUUGAACGUAAAUUUGACAAGUGGCAAGAACCCCCUCCGGUCAAGCAAGUGAAACCUCUGCCAGCUCCCCUUGAUGGGCAAAGAAAGAAACGUGGCGGGCGUAGGUACAGAAAAAUGAAGGAACGUCUGGGACUAACGGAGAUUCGUAAACAAGCCAACAGAAUGAGCUUUGGAGAGAUUGAAGAAGAUGCCUAUCAGGAAGAUCUGGGUUUCAGUCUAGGACAUCUUGGGAAGUCCGGAAGUGGCCGGAUACGACAGGCUCAAGUGAACGAUGCCACUAAGGCCAGAAUCUCCAAGACCUUGCAGCGCACACUCCAAAAACAGAGCAUGGUGUACGGGGGCAAGUCUACUGUCAGGGACCGGUCUUCAGGUACCGCGUCCAGCGUUGCUUUCACGCCUCUUCAGGGGUUGGAGAUCGUUAACCCUCAGGCAGCUGAGAAGAAAGUAGCAGAAGCGAACCAGAAGUACUUUUCCAGCAUGGCAGAAUUUCUCAAAGUGAAGAGCGAGAAGAGCGGCACCAUGACGCAGUGAGGCCGGCACGCGCUCGCUAGACUCGAAUCUUUGUGUUACUAGCGGGACGUCUGCUCAACCUCACCAUCCGGCACAACGAAGAGCAGAUCGGAUACCUCGAUUCUGUGUUAAAUUGGCGUGACUUGUAAACAAAGGACCCGGAAUCCAGUGUUGAACCCCUCCUGGAGUAACCGGAUUUGGAGAGGAUCGCGUGCCGCAUGCUUUUCAUAGAGACCUGGAUCCAGCAGAACACUUUGUCUUGUUUUUAAACGUUAUGGGAAGAGGAUUGUAUGAUUUAUACUUUUAUUUUGGAGAAUAUCGGAAGUACAGAAAAUGAUCAUUUAAGUGCCCCACGUGAAACUUAAUAAAAUGUCUGAUUUGUUUUUUUUU
Spea bombifrons (plains spadefoot toad) is the source of this 2035-nucleotide messenger RNA. RefSeq names its product pre-mRNA processing factor 31 (gene PRPF31). Gene Ontology annotation, cellular component: precatalytic spliceosome; U4 snRNP; U4/U6 x U5 tri-snRNP complex. The record is from RefSeq and is a predicted model, not a curated record. The coding region runs from base 173 to 1666 and encodes 497 amino acids. Gene Ontology annotation, biological process: mRNA splicing, via spliceosome; spliceosomal tri-snRNP complex assembly. NCBI's taxonomy places the organism in Eukaryota, Metazoa, Chordata, Amphibia, Anura, Pelobatidae. The transcript has 14 exons.